UUUUAAUGGGAAAUUUGUUCGAAAAAUUGAAGAAUUUAUUCUCUACUUAAAAGUUGGAGGUUUGUAUGGUAGGUUUAGAGAAUGUAGGAAAAACAACAAUGUUGAAUUAACUAUCAAUGGGAGAUCCUUCAUUUACAGUACCUACUGUGGGUCUUAAUGUUAGGACUGUAAAAAAGGGAGGAGUGACUAUGAAAGUAGAAGUAUAUUUAAAAAUAGAUCUGGGAUAUUGGUGGCUAAGUACAAUAUAGACCGGAAUGGGGAAAUUAUGCACAAGGUUGUGAUGCACUUAUAUUCCUUGUUGAUACAAGCAAUGUAAAGAUGAAUAUUACAAUAGUAAGCAACUUUGGGUACAUCAAAGAAGGAAUUGCAUAAUUUAUUAGAUAAUAAAUCAUUGAGAAAUAUUCCAAUAUUAAUCAUAGGAAAUAAGAUUGAUGUGAAUCCUCAUCUAAAUGAAAAAUAAUUGAUAGAAGGUACUAAUCUAUUAAUGUAGGAUUGAAUUUGGAUUAUAUAACAUCAAAUGCCUGGGCUGUGGCAAUGUGUAGUGCAUUAACAGGAAAUAAUAUUACUUAGGUAGUAGAUUGGUUGAUUACUAAAUCCAAAAAAUAAUGAGACUAUUAUUAUAUAUAUUUCCAUAAAAUUUAGAUGGAC
Paramecium primaurelia is the source of this 648-nucleotide messenger RNA. The record is from the annotation of a GenBank genome assembly. NCBI's taxonomy places the organism in Eukaryota, Ciliophora, Oligohymenophorea, Peniculida, Parameciidae.